UUUUUUUUUUUUUUUUUGUACACAAGCAGACGUUUGUGUGUCGAGAAAAAUAAUUGUCGCAAUAUUUCGUCGGCUGUUUUGAUUUAGGUAUAGGCAUUUAAUUAUUACUAUCGAUAAAAUACAGCACAGAAAAAAAUUACGCGACGGAUGCUAUCAGACCCAGAUAUUGACGGUUUCUGUGUUAUCAUUGCGAGCAUGGUAUCAAUAUAGUAUCAGACGGACUUUCGACGAAACCAAUUUCCUCGAAGCCGUACCAGAUGCCAGUAGAGUCUACGCGUGCUUCGUGCUGCUCUCUGCAGGAACUUGCGCUAGCAUUAUUCAAUAAAAGAUCCUUCCAUUAUCGAGUUUGAUUUUUAUACAUUAUAGCCCAUAAAAUUAUAAAACUAUUCGCAAAAAAAUAUAUAAACAUAUAUAUAUGUAUAUACAUAUAUAAAAUGCUCAGUUUUCCCAAACUUGCUUUGAAUAAUAUUAAAAACUUGUCUUUAACGUAAAUUCCAAAACACCAAAUAAUUAAUUUUAAAUAAUAAAAAAUUUAAUAGCGAUUUUAAUUAUAAUUUUUUUAAGUAAAAUAAGAAAACAUUUUAAUUUAAAACUUAAUUAUCAAGCUACUUUUAACAUUGAAAAGAAAUAAUUAAAAAAUGUAUUCUUGAUCAAGAGAUCCGUUAAGUUAAAUAAAAGAGUUGUCUUUGUUAAAAAAUCAAUAAAUGAAAGAAAGUGCGAUAAUAAGUAUGAGACAUUCUAUAUAAAUAGUGCAAACAUCAAUAAAAUGCAUGCUUAAAGCGAUAUAUAUUUUUCCUCCUUUCCGGUUGCCAAAAUAAUAUAUAACGAUAAGUUAAUCAGUCUUUGAUAAUCUUAUUAAAAGUACUUCAAAAAUCAGUCGAUCAUUUUUAACAGAUUUUGAUCACAUUUGCAACAUAAAUAAAUCUAAUAAAACGUAUCGUUCGCCAACGCUCAUAGCUGCAACACCAUCGAUAAAACGAUAAGUCACGCCGUUCCGUGAUAAGAUCGACAUACCUCUAUCGUUAUCACACUAUACGCAUUUAUAAGAGAAUGGAUUGGUAAUUUAAACAUAUGUGCUCUCUCUUGUAUGCGACUCUCUCUCUCUCUCUUUUUCUAUUGUAUGCGACCUAUGAGAUCUUUGCAUGCAUAAAUAACUUGGUGCGGCUUAAUUUACCCCGAAUAAUGUAUUCCUAAAAUAAAAAUACUUUCUGUUUCUAUUGCGUCGAUUAUACUUGAAGCAAAACACAAUAACACAGCAUAUCAAGACGUAUAAUCAAACUGAAUAUAAUAUUUUUUACAUCGAGAUAAUGUAAUUUGUAGAAUGAUUCGGCAUUUCGUUUUGAUAAUUCAAACAGCCGGAAGAGAACUAUAUUUACGAAGGUAUAAGAAAAGAAUUCCGGACUGUCACAGCACAAAGGUCUGACAUGCUUCCCUGGUGCCAUUUUGUGCCGUUUUAUUUCUGUUCGAGAUAGCGGCAGAAAAAGAGCGAGGGAAGAGGAGAACGAGCAGACUCGCUACAAAUAGACAUUUUAAUCUAUAAAGUAUUGUCUUUCCUGAAAUAAUAGUGGCUUUUUGUUACUAAAUUUGAAUCAAAUAGUAUACUAAUUUAGUAUUAAAUCUUUUUCUCCUUUCUUUUUUUCUUUUAUGCUAUAAAAACCCAUUUCAUCUGUAACUUUACAAACUUAAUAAUUUUCGAGGAAUCAUAAUAAUCUAAAAAAUAACAAUGUAUAGAAUUAUAUAAAAUAGUUAAUAAUAGUAAUAUAAUAGUAAUUUAUAGAGGGAUGAGUAAUUAUAUAUAUAAUUACAAAUUUUUUCUUACUAUUUUCAGACCGAAUGUAAAUAUUGAUUUAAGUCUGUCAAUCAACUGGCGAGAGAUUUUUAGACAUUAAACAUGUUUGAUUUAAUCGCAACUUAUUCGCCUCGGCGAGGAGUUCCACUGUCGUACUUUGAUUGUCUGAUUACACGAGUCGCGCUAGAUAGCUCAGAACGAAGUUCAAGGGAAACCGGUGAAAGCUAUAUAGCGAUUAUCGAAUAUGAAACUGAAAACUUUUGCGCGAUUUUUCCUGAAAGCAAAAAUAUUUCUUUAUGAAAUCCAUGAUAAUAUUUCAGAAUAUUUUUAGAGCAGAAUUAGUGUCCAUUACAAUAUGCAUAAUAUGGUUAUGACUCACUCACUCAUUUAUUGCAUUUUAAAUUUCCGUAGCUAUAGCGAUUUCGAUAUUUUCGGUAAAAAAGAUCGAGAAAACAAUGAUAUUAUGUUUGCAUGGUCACGAAAAUGACGAUCAUUUCCCUUGGAUACUGUUUUGUUGAAAUCAAAAUUUCGCGUGCUGAAUUAAAAGUGUCAAUAAAAAAAAUGCAAGAGAUAUAGAAUAAUUUAAGAUCGUUAAUAUUUUAUUAGUACUUUAUUGCGACGUUUGUGUAUCUGAUGGAUUGCGACACGUGUUCUUGGAAAGGAAGUAUAAUCAAAUACAUUCUUGUCAUAUUUUAUUCCACGCAGGUAGAAAUCUCUACAUUCUACCUAACAUAAGUAGACCUUUAAGAUGUCAUUAAAUCUUUACGUAGCGAGAUCUUUAGAUCUCUAUAAAUCCUUGGAGAGUUUCAGACUUCCAAAUUUUUCAGUAAAAAUUAACAUUGGCGUUAAAUGAUGAGGCUUAGUCACAGAUCUUAUAUGUUUUUAAUGAUUGAUUGUAACGACAUUGAUAAUGAAAAAAAUUAUCAGAGGGAAUGACGACUGUACGCAGAGUAUACAGAAUAUUUGCUAAAAUCGUUAGUAGAAAUGCCUGCCAGGCGGACUCCAAAGGUCGAGGCACUGGUUGUAAACGCUAUACGUAGGCUGCAAGAUGUGCAAGGUUCGACGUCGCGGGAAAUUAGUAACUAUAUUUCCCAGGAGUACGAUCUUCCUAGGAAGGAGAUCAGACGGCAGGUUCAGCUCGCUUUACAACGCGGUUUAGCUUAUGGAAUCCUGCAGAAGUCCACGAGCGGAUAUUAUUCGUGCAAUCGCGACUACCUCGGACAGCUAUCAUUGGGGGAUGGAACGGGUGAUGGGGUGAUGGAACCUUGUCCAUGGCGAAGACGACGAUUCGGCAGACGUGGAAGAAGAAGAAGCAGAAGCAGACGAAGAAGAAGACAAAGACGCGGAAAGGUACGCGCCAGACAGAGGAGAGGCAGAUCUCGAAGACGUCAAAGGAGGAGACGCAGUAGAAGAAGAAGAAGAAGAAGAGACGGAAGAAGAAGAAGAAGAAACGGAGAAAGAACUAGAACGCGCGCUGAUCCCGACGAGAUAGAAACCGAGGCGAUGGUUUCGGAAUCGAAGGAAAAUAACGCUUCCAGAGACGAUGCCCAGCGCAAAAGCGAGACAUCCAUAUCCGAACUUUCGGGCGAAACGCGUUUGCAAGAUUCUCCUCAAGAUUCUCCUCAAGAUUCUGAGUCUCUGAAUACGUCCGGUGAUGUCUAGAGAUCAAGGGAGGGUAAAGUUUCUUUCAGGGGGUAAAUGGAAAUAUGUGUAAAUACCGUAAAUCAGUGAACGAAUUAUUCGUUCGUUUAUUCGUAUUUUUAUGCACGAAAUAUUUUACACAUUUAAUUGAAUCUCUUACACAGAUACAUAAUUUUUUUUUUUUAAAUUACAAUAUCUAAGACAGCGUCUUAUAUUGUUGUAACUCUACACAACUUUUGAGACUUCAUGUAUCUAUACAUGUUUUUUUACUUUAGUAUCUUUUAUAUUCCAUAUUAAUUAUUAUAAUUGGUUUUUUAUAACGUAUGUGUAAUUCAUUCUUAAUUCUUCGUACGUUUGUAAAUGCAACGCGUUACGAGUAAAAAAGGCGCGAUUUUGAGAUGAGAG
Molecule: messenger RNA, 3835 nt
Organism: Formica exsecta
Lineage: Eukaryota; Metazoa; Arthropoda; Insecta; Hymenoptera; Formicidae
Product: probable ATP-dependent RNA helicase DDX46
Exons: 2
Coding region: 2774-3451 (225 amino acids)
Biological process (GO): nucleosome assembly
Cellular component (GO): nucleosome
Molecular function (GO): DNA binding
Source: RefSeq, a predicted model, not a curated record